CUGGUUUUUUAUUAUUUUUUUAUCAAUUUUAGAAAAAUUAUAAAGGAGUAGAAAAGUGCCACAACGGCAAAAGGAAACCAUCAAACCAACUGUAUAUAAGAACAACGAAAUUAGGAAUCAAAUAACUAUAAAAUAAGAUUUCUCUGUGAUUUACUAACCAUAAAUUGAUAUUUCGUUGACAGAAAAUAGCUGCAAUACUGAAUGAAAGAAUCUAACAGUUGGGUAUUAGUUUUAGAUUUUGGAUGUACCUUUUCGUCAACUUUGGUAAGGGCUGUUAGGGAACUAGGGGUCAGAUGUGAGUUAGAAAGCCUUGAGAAGUUUAAGGGACUAGAUAAGAAGAAUUUGCCAAGCGGAGUUUUCCUGGUUGGAGGUAACGAAAGUGUCUUUGACGAGGAUGUUUUAAGUGUUGAGAAGUCACUUUUGGACACUCUCAAGGGUCAUAAAGUGCCCGUACUCUCACUUUCCUUUGGGAUGAUGUCGGUUGCAAAGUCGUUUGGCGCUAAAUUGAGAAAGACCGACAACAAGGAUUACGUUGUUACCAAAUGUUCUUUGAAGAGUAGUGAGCUCUUUGACAGUGUGCCAAAUAGUUUGACAGUUUUUCUGAACACUCUGGACAGCGUUGAGUCAGUUCCCUCGGGAUUUGAAGUUAUUGCGAACCAUUCUGAUGCCCCUGUUGGUCUUUACAACUCAGAUUAUAACCUAUUUUGCCUUUACUUUCAUCCAGAGUCCGUAGAUACUGAAAAGGGAAAUACAAUCUUACACAACUUCCUGUAUAAGGUCUGUAAGUGUGAUAAAACAUGGAACCUCCCCGAGUAUCUUGAGAGGGAGUUGGAACGCAUAAAAGAACAGUGUGGAUCUGAUAAGAAUGUGGUUGCAGCCCUUUCAGGUGGAGUUGACAGCACUGUCUCAGCCAAAAUGGUCCAGUCGGUCAUUGGUGACCGCUUCCACGGCGUUAUGGUCGACACUGGUCUAAUGAGACAUAAUGAGAUUGCAGAAUGUGAGAAAAGGGUCAGAAAAGAGGUUCCAGGCAUUAAACUUACUGUAAGACACUCUCAAAACGUAUUUUUCAAAGAAUUAUCCGGUGUAACCGACCCUGAAAUGAAGAGGAAAAUCAUUGGAAGAGUGUACAUUGAGGAGUUUGAAAGGGCAAUUAAGGAAUUGGGCUUUAAUGAGAAGAACUGUUUACUUCUUCAGGGGACAAUAUAUCCGGACAUUAUAGAAAGUGAGCUUAAUAGGCGCAGCAAGUUACCUGUAAAAUCACACCACAACGUCGGAGGUUUACCUGAAAGGAUGAAAUUUGAACUCAUUGAACCCGUCAGGUACCUGUUUAAAGAGGAAGUUCGCGAGCUCGGAAGGCUUCUUAAGAUGUCAGAGGAGACUUUUAAUCGUCAGCCAUUCCCAGGCCCUGGCCUAGGUGUCCGUGUUCUUGGUGCUUUAACACCUGAAAAUGUACAAAAGGUGCGUAUGGCUGAUAAGAUUGUACGCGAGGAGGUUGAGAAAGCCAAGGCCGACGUUUCACAAUACUUUUGCGUUUACUUACCUGAUUUAAAGAGCACUGGACUAGUCAGGGGACAACGUGUUUAUGGAACCACUGUAGUUGUACGGUGUGUUAAAACAAAGGAUUUCGUCACUGCAAAGUGGGUCUACUUUGAUUAUGAAGUCUUGGACCGCAUUUCCCACAGGAUAACCUCAGAAGUUCCAGGCGUUAAUCGUGUAGUACUUGAUAUUACUAACAAGGAACCAGCAACAAUAGAGUGGGAAUAACCACUUUACAUACUUAAUAUAUAUUUUACAUUU
This is a messenger RNA of Theileria parva strain Muguga, 1797 nucleotides long. It is a transcript of the gene GUA1, whose product is annotated as GMP synthase (glutamine-hydrolyzing) domain protein. The transcript has 2 exons. Gene Ontology annotation, cellular component: cytosol. Gene Ontology annotation, biological process: GMP biosynthetic process. NCBI's taxonomy places the organism in Eukaryota, Apicomplexa, Aconoidasida, Piroplasmida, Theileriidae. Bases 202 to 1764 code for a protein of 520 amino acids. Gene Ontology annotation, molecular function: GMP synthase (glutamine-hydrolyzing) activity; ATP binding; GMP synthase activity. The record is from RefSeq and is a predicted model, not a curated record.